GAGAGAGAGAGAGAGAGAGAGAGAGAGAGAGAGAGAGAGAGAGAGAGAGAGAGAGAGAGAGAGAGAGAGAGAGAGAGAGAGAGACCAUGCAGGAGGCUUAUGGGGAGGGGAAAGACAUGAAAGACAUGAAAGACAUGAAAGAUGUGAGGUCAUGAAAAACUGCAUCGCUCUCUUCAUACAACCUGCUGUGCGAGUUCAAAGGUUUACUGGAGUUUAGCGAGUGGCGACCAGGGACGAGUUUUGACAGAAAGAUGGAGUGUGAGUCUUUACCGCCACUGUCCCGAUUUGCCAUUUCUGGUGGCACCCACGGAAAUGAGUGGGCCGGCGUGUAUAUUUUCAGGGAACUGCAGAAACACAAGGCAAGAGAGGCUGAUUCUGUCUCAAUAACCACCGUCCUGUCAAACCCUCGAGCCGUGGAGGCUUGCAGAAGGUACAUAGACACAGAUCUGAACCGCUGCUUCACAGAAGAUUUACUGAGUUCCCCAAUAACAGAUUCCUCAACCUACGAGAUGAGGCGAGCCCAAGAGCUGAACGCUCAGCUCGGGCCCAAAGGAAGUGAAGAGGCCAUGGAUCUGCUCUGCGAUCUCCACAACACCACUUCCAACAUGGGCCUGUGCAUCAUAUUUAACUCCACAGACUGGCUCAUCCUGCACAUUUACAAAUACUUGCAGAGCAAGAUAACCUCUGUGCCUGUGAGAGCGAUCCAAAUAGAUGAACCUUGCUCUCAGGCGUUCUCCUUAGAUUCACUUGGCAAACAUGGCUUCUCAAUUGAGAUGGGUCCUCAACCCAACGGUGUCCUCAGAGCAGACAUCUUUAACACGAUGAAAAAUGCAGUGGAUCUCACUAUAGAAUGGCUGCAGCAGUUCAACUCUGGGACAACUUUUGAAGGAGGAGAAGUAGAAACAUAUACUACAGAGAAGAAAAUGGACUACCCGAGGGAUCCUACGACCAAUGAGAUCACUGCUGCCAUCCACCCUCAGCUACAGGAUAAUGACUUCAAGCUUCUGCGACCUGGCGACCCCAUUUUCCUGUCAUUUUCUGGGGAGACGGUGAGGCACGAGGGAGAGGAACUCUACCCGUUCUUCGUCAACGAAUGUGCCUACUACGAGAAGGGGACAGCUUUCAGUUUAGGUCGCAAGAUCACUCGGACGGUCCCGUCCAUAAGCCUGAAGAAGGACUGAGAGCAGAGACAGAACGAGACAGAUACUGUAGAGAUUUUAAAUGAUGGAUUUAUUUCAAUUUAAUUUAAACACACACACCAGCUGUAUAAUGAUGUUUUUAAUUGUCUCGUUUUUAUUAUGCACUGUUCUUCACUAAAUGAUAUUACACAGGUACUAGAGUUACAAUCAUUUAUCCCCUGAAUAUUGAUUAGUUAGGAUUAUUCUCAGGACAUUUGCAAUGUGGCCUUAAUUCAAAAUCAACAUGUUGAAUAAAUGGAAACAUGGAUCAUUUUAAA
This is a messenger RNA of Hippoglossus stenolepis (Pacific halibut), 1456 nucleotides long. RefSeq names its product N-acyl-aromatic-L-amino acid amidohydrolase (carboxylate-forming) B. Gene Ontology annotation, molecular function: aminoacylase activity; hydrolase activity, acting on ester bonds. NCBI's taxonomy places the organism in Eukaryota, Metazoa, Chordata, Actinopteri, Pleuronectiformes, Pleuronectidae. The record is from RefSeq and is a predicted model, not a curated record. Bases 252 to 1181 code for a protein of 309 amino acids. The transcript has 8 exons.